This is a messenger RNA of Alexandromys fortis (reed vole), 2090 nucleotides long. RefSeq names its product LIM domain binding 1 (gene Ldb1). The transcript is spliced from 11 exons. Gene Ontology annotation, biological process: negative regulation of transcription by RNA polymerase II; nervous system development; positive regulation of transcription by RNA polymerase II. The record is from RefSeq and is a predicted model, not a curated record. Gene Ontology annotation, cellular component: nucleus; transcription regulator complex. NCBI's taxonomy places the organism in Eukaryota, Metazoa, Chordata, Mammalia, Rodentia, Cricetidae. Gene Ontology annotation, molecular function: LIM domain binding. Bases 338 to 1573 code for a protein of 411 amino acids.
CGGGAGCGAGCGCGAGGGCGGCGACGGCGAGGGCGGCGGGAGCGCACAGACACGCACACGCACACGCGCACACACGGACACACACUCCGGGGACGCACACCCGCGCGUACACACGCUGAGGCAGCUCGCCUUCCUGCCUGGCUUCCUUCCUGUCUGCUCCGCGCCUGACAGGCCCCUCGCUGCAGGCAGGGGCCGCCCGCACCGGGCAGAGGCCGGGCCGGGCCGGCGGCGAGGGCAUCGGGGGCCGCGGGUGGCGGCAGCGGCUCAUGCCCGGCCUGUCCCUGCGAGGGGCGGGCACCGUGACUCGGCUGGGCCCCCAGCGGCGGGCGAUGUGAAGAUGUCAGUGGGCUGUGCCUGUCCUGGUUGUUCCUCAAAGUCAUUCAAGCUGUACUCGCCGAAGGAGCCCCCGAACGGCAACGCCUUCCCUCCCUUUCAUCCCGGCACCAUGCUGGAUCGGGAUGUGGGCCCAACUCCCAUGUACCCGCCUACAUACCUGGAGCCUGGGAUAGGGAGGCAUACACCAUAUGGUAACCAAACCGACUAUAGAAUAUUUGAGCUUAACAAACGGCUACAGAACUGGACAGAGGAGUGUGACAAUCUCUGGUGGGACGCUUUCACGACUGAGUUCUUUGAGGAUGAUGCCAUGUUGACCAUCACUUUCUGCCUGGAGGACGGACCAAAGAGAUACACCAUCGGCCGGACCCUGAUCCCACGCUACUUCCGCAGCAUUUUUGAGGGGGGUGCUACUGAGCUGUAUUAUGUACUUAAGCACCCCAAGGAGGCAUUCCACAGCAACUUUGUGUCCCUCGACUGUGACCAGGGCAGCAUGGUGACCCAGCACGGCAAACCUAUGUUCACCCAGGUGUGUGUGGAGGGCCGGUUGUACCUGGAGUUCAUGUUUGACGACAUGAUGCGGAUAAAGACAUGGCACUUCAGUAUCCGGCAGCACCGAGAACUCAUCCCCAGGAGCAUUCUGGCCAUGCACGCCCAGGACCCCCAGAUGCUGGAUCAACUCUCCAAAAACAUUACCCGGUGUGGGCUAUCCAAUUCUACUCUCAACUACCUCCGACUCUGUGUGAUACUCGAGCCCAUGCAGGAACUCAUGUCCCGCCACAAGACCUACAGCCUCAGCCCCCGAGACUGCCUCAAGACCUGCCUUUUCCAGAAGUGGCAGCGCAUGGUAGCACCUCCUGCGGAGCCUGCACGGCAGCAGCCCAGCAAACGGAGGAAACGGAAGAUGUCAGGGGGUAGCACCAUGAGCUCGGGGGGUGGCAACACCAACAACAGCAACAGCAAGAAGAAGAGCCCAGCCAGCACCUUCGCUCUCUCCAGCCAGGUACCUGAUGUGAUGGUGGUGGGGGAGCCCACCCUGAUGGGCGGGGAGUUCGGGGACGAGGACGAGAGGCUCAUCACUCGGCUGGAGAACACCCAGUUUGACGCGGCCAACGGCAUUGACGACGAGGACAGCUUUAACAACUCCCCUGCACUGGGCGCCAACAGCCCCUGGAACAGCAAGCCUCCAUCCAGCCAAGAAAGCAAAUCGGAGAAUCCCACGUCACAGGCCUCCCAGUAAAGGCCCUGCGAUGGCCACCCAGUGCUCUGCCUGCCCCACCCCUCACAGCCCCAGGGAGCAGAAGACAAUAAGAGACUGAGCAUCUGAAAUGGGCAACCUCCAUCCACCCACUUCAGGGAGGAACUGGACUCACUGGGGGCAGGUGCCAAGAUUUGUCCCCCAGUUGCCCUGGGCUGGGCCUGGCCCCUGCAGAGCCUUUUGGGGGAAGGGGGUACUCAUGUGGAUGCCUAUGUGGACCCUGGGCCUCUGAGAAAUGUCCUGACCCACCUCUCCCCAGGGCAUUUGCCCCCAUUCUCACCCCAGGUUCUGGGUGUCCCAGCUUCCUGAUUUAUCCCUCUGAGCCUGGGGUUUAUACCCACAGCCCUUAGGGGCUUAAACUUAAGGGGCUUGGUUGAAUGCCUUUCCCCUAGGCGGCUGUUAACGGGGUAAAAUUCUGGGCUCCUCCCUUUUGCCACUUACCCAGCUCCAAGUUUUUAAAAAAAAUAAUAUUAUUAAAAAUGUAAAUUAAAAAAGAAAA